Messenger RNA from Syzygium oleosum, 3040 nucleotides. RefSeq lists its product as uncharacterized. Lineage: Eukaryota; Viridiplantae; Streptophyta; Magnoliopsida; Myrtales; Myrtaceae. The record is from RefSeq and is a predicted model, not a curated record. Bases 194 to 2698 code for a protein of 834 amino acids. The transcript is spliced from 18 exons.
CCGCCACCGCCACCGUCACUCUCUCUCUCUCUCUCUCUCUAGAAUUCAGUUGCAGAGAAUCCAGGAGGCCAUCCACUCUCCUCCCCCCACGAGAUCUCCUGCCCCUGCUUCCCGAAGAAGACGACCGACGUGGAACCAACCGAAAACUGAAUCUAAUCCGAAUCGAUCCGUCCCCCCUCACCCGCACCACCCGAUGAACGCCCAGGUCAUCAGCCCCGUCAUCGCCUUCGAGCACAAGAGGGAUGCAUAUGGCUUUGCAGUGAGACCUCAACAUGUACAAAGAUAUCGAGAAUAUGCAAACAUCUACAAGGAGGAAGAGGAAGAAAGAUCAGAGAGAUGGAGUAAUUUCCUGGAACGCCAAGCAGAAACUGCUCAAGUGCCUGUUAAUGCUCUAGCUUCAGAAGUAGAUGGCAAUAUUUCACAGCAUGAAAGGAACAACCGAGACGCAAAUGACAAUUUGAAGGACGAUGUUGAAGGAGAUGAACCUACUGGUGACAAGCCUGGUUCUGAUAAUGUUUUAGAAAAAGUGAUUCCAGCUUUGAAGGAGUCAAGAGUUCAUAGGGCCCAAAUAUGGACCGAGAUAAGACCUUCUCUUUGUGCUAUCGAAGAUAUGAUGAGCCUUCGUGUAAAGAAAAAGGGCAGUACAAAGAAGAACGAGCAAUUAACUGAAAGUGCAAAGCUUGUUCUUCCGUUUGAAGAGGCUCGAUCCCCGAAAGGAGCAUCUGAAGAGGACUCAGAGGAUGAAUUUUAUGAUGUUGAGAGAUCAGAAUCAUCGGAUCACAUUCAGGACACAGUAUCCAGUGAUAGUUCCAAUGUCACUGCUCCAGAAGCUAUGGUGGAUGCUCCUUCAGAAUCUUCAUUUCCUUGGAAAGAAGAGUUGGAGGUUCUUGUUCGAGGGGGAGUGCCAAUGGCACUACGGGGAGAGCUUUGGCAAGCCUUUGUCGGUGUGAAAACACGCCGGGUGCAGAACUAUUAUCAGGAUCUGUUAAAGCCGCAUUAUGCUGGAAAUACCGUGGAAGAGCAAAUGGUGCAAUCAGAUAAUGACAGUAAGGCCUCAGACGCAGAUUCUGUAAGCAUACCUGAAAAAUGGAAAGGGCAGAUAGAAAAGGAUUUGCCUCGAACCUUUCCUGGUCAUCCUGCCCUUGACGAGGAUGGUAGAAAUGCUUUAAGACGGUUGUUGACUGCAUAUGCACGUCACAAUCCAUCUGUAGGAUAUUGUCAGGCUAUGAACUUCUUUGCUGGCUUACUACUUUUGCUGAUGCCGGAAGAAAAUGCCUUCUGGACUUUGAUGGGCAUCAUUGAUGAUUACUUUGAUGGCUACUACUCUGAAGAGAUGAUAGAAUCUCAGGUUGAUCAACUUGUUUUCGAGGAGUUGGUGCGAGAGAGAUUUCCCAAAUUGGUCAAUCAUCUGGAUUUCCUGGGGGUGCAGAUUGCAUGGGUUACAGGGCCUUGGUUCUUGUCCAUUUUUAUGAAUAUGCUUCCCUGGGAAAGUGUUCUUCGAGUUUGGGAUGUGCUGCUUUUUGAAGGGAACCGUGUCAUGUUAUUCAGAACCGCACUCGCUUUGAUGGAGUUAUACGGACCUGCAUUAGUUACUACCAAGGAUGCUGGAGAUGCUGUCACUUUGCUGCAAUCACUGACUGGAUCAACAUUUGAUAGCAGCCAACUUGUCUUGACAGCCUGUAUGGGCUUCCAAAAUGUAAAUGAAAAGAGAUUACAAGAGUUGAGAGAUAAGCAUCGGGCAGCAGUAAUAGCUGCAGUUGAGGAAAGAUCUAAGGGCCUUCGAGCUUGGAGGGAUUCUCAAGGUCUGGCCUCAAAACUAUACGGUUUUAAGCACGACCCUAAGUCGAUGCUAGCGGGAACGGAUAAAGUAGAAGGAUCGGUUGAUAAAACAGCAAAUGGUGAUUUAUCUCGGUCAAAUUCUGACUCUGUUAAUGCAGAUGGAAUUGUUAUCAGUUUAACAGGGGACUUAGAGAUAGAUUCAGGUCCAGAUCUUCAGGAGCAGGUCGUCUGGUUGAAGGUCGAGCUCUGCAAGUUGCUGGAAGAGAAAAGAUCUGCUGUUCUGAGAGCUGAGGAGCUUGAGACAGCAUUAAUGGAGAUGGUCAAGCAGGAUAAUCGGCGAGAAUUGAGUGCGAAGGUUGAGAAGCUAGAGCUAGAUGUUGCUGAUCUUCAACGAGCUCUUUCUGAUAAGCAGGAACAAGAAAGUGUCAUGCUUCAAGUCCUAAUGCGGGUAGAGCAAGAGCAGCGAGUAACAGAAGACGCUCGGAGAUUUGCUGAGCAAGAUGCAGCUGCACAGAGAUAUGCUUCUCAAGUGCUUCAGGAAAAGUAUGAGGAAGCAAUGGCUUCUCUUGGUGAGAUGGAGAAGAGAGCUGUAAUGGCAGAAUCUAUGUUGGAGGCUACCUUACAAUAUCAGUCUGGCCAAGUCAAAGCACAACCUUCCCCGAGAUCCUUGCAUUCCGAAUCAUUGCCAAAAUUUAGCAGUAAUCAAGAGUCAACACAAGAGCUGCCCACCAGGAAGAUAAGCCUUCUCAGUCGACCAUUUGGACUUGGCUGGCGGGACCGCAAUAAGCAGGGAAAACCAGCCAACACUGACGAGCCAAAUGAUAUAAAGCCUACGGAUGAGACCCAGAGUCCUAGCUCCCACCUAAAGGAAACCAACGGGAUCGAAUCACAGGGCACGGAGCAAACAAUAUCAGGUUGAUUGGGACCAAUGCCAUCUAAAUAUACGUCACUGGUCACUCAAGUUCCUAGCUAUUAUCCCAGCAUAAUAUAUUUUUUAAUCUCGGGCCAAUGAAGGCAGCAAUUCAGGUGAAGUUUGAAUUUUGUGGUGCAUGCACAUAUGUAAUUCUUUUCCGCCAUCCCUGUACGAACUCUGCAUUUAUUGUUUCCUUUGUUCGUUCAAAAUAACAAUAAGAAUUAGCAUUAGCAAUAGCAAAGCAGAAAAAGGAUGUAAAAAGAAUGCGAGGUAUAUUUUAGAGUUAUAUGUUGUAUGCAAGUACAUGUGUUUAACAGUGCAGCGGUAUAGAUUUGGGUUGUUCCUGCA